Phacochoerus africanus (Common warthog) is the source of this 3301-nucleotide messenger RNA. RefSeq names its product zinc finger protein 180 (gene ZNF180). Lineage: Eukaryota; Metazoa; Chordata; Mammalia; Artiodactyla; Suidae. The record is from RefSeq and is a predicted model, not a curated record. Gene Ontology annotation, biological process: negative regulation of transcription by RNA polymerase II. Gene Ontology annotation, molecular function: DNA-binding transcription repressor activity, RNA polymerase II-specific.
GGGGCAGUGCCGGGCGUCCCAUGAGCGCAUGCGCAGGGUUUAGGCGGGACGCUGCGAUUGAGAGUGUGGGUGGGAGCCCUGGGACCCGUGUAGCAGUGCUUUAGCCUCUGGUGGUCGAAGUUGGUGAUGAUUCUAGGAAAGCUGAAGAUCUCCUGGCUGUGUCCUGCACGCGUGCGCGGUUACGCCGUCAGGUGGUUUGUGUGGGAGAGCCUGAGAAUCCCACCUCCCCUUCAUCGAAGGCUGGGCUUGCUUAGUGGAGGACCUGAGGAUGACUGGGUUGAUGAAGUGCUCAAUUGCAGAUUCUGGUUCUCGGAGGAGAGGGCAUCUGCCAUUAUUUCCAAUACUCCUGAGCAGGUGUGUUUGAGCAGGUAACAGGAGGUGGGAAGUGAGAUUCUGGACACUUGGCUCUGGGAUUCUGGAGCAGACACCGCUCUUUUUCGACGCCUGGGGCACCCUGGGUAGUGGACAGACCAAAUUGGAGUUGCAGUUUCUUGCCUUAGGAGAGGCACUGCUACUUCAGUGACCGCACCCCCUUCUCCCCUCCCUGGGAAUGGCUGAUGGACUACAGAUUCUUAGCUUGGUGGAGGGACUAGAGCCUAGGUCAGAUUUAGGUGGAGGGCAUGUGCGCAUGUUACAGGUGCCUGAAUGGGAAGCAGGAACUUGGACUGGUGAUCCUGGGACCCAUGUAGGAGACUGCAGAGUCCUAGGACUUCCACGUUUUGGUCGGAGCCCAGGAAUGACAGGGUUGCAACAACUCCCAUCAAAUCAACAGCUGUUGGGGGAGGAAGCCGGAUGCUGCCCACAUGAUUAUCAACUCAGGACGUCAGGCUCCUGCCGGUGCCUGGAGGAGAGCAUGGAAGAGCAGGAUGAGAAGCCCCCAGGGCCCCUGAAGGCCUGCGCACAGGACUCUCUCCUUCCUCAGGAGAUUAUUGUCAAGGUUGAGAGAGACGAUGCUGGGUCACUGGCUGUCCCAUCCCAGGAAGGAGUGAACUUCAGAAUAGUGACUGUAGACUUCACUCAGGAGGAAGAAGGCACUUUGAAUACUGCUCAGAGGACCCUGGACAGAGAUGUGAUCCUGGAGAACCACAGGGACAUAGUCUCUUGGGAGUCGGUAACUGCACUUGGAAAACGAGAAUCAACAUCAAAGCAGAGCAUUGUUGAUGAUGAACCAUCCCACAGAGUGAAGAUAGAAAGAUUGACAAGAGACAGUUCUUGGUUAUCUUCAUGUGAAGAAGUUCGGGAUUGUGAGGAGCAGUUGGAGAAGCAACAGGAAAAACAAGGGAGACUUUUGAAGGAAGUGAUGUUUACUCACAAGAAAGCUAUUACUCAUGAGAGAAGCAGCAAAAGUGAUGACCUUGAGGAGAAGGGUGGUCUGAAUUCCAGUCUUCUUUCACCCCAAAUGAUACCCGUAAGAAACCAUUUUCAUAAACAUGCCUCACAUAUUAAAAUGCAUUAUAAUUCUAUGGUAAAUGAUCAUCAGAUGAUUAAUGAUAGUGAGAAAGUCUGUGAAAAUAAUGAAUGUGGUGGAAACCUCCCCCAGAGCAUUCAUUUUAUUCAAUUUACAAGAACUCAAACAGAAGAUAAAGCCUAUGGAUUUAGAGACAGUAUUCAACCUUUUAGCCAUUGUACACCCCUAGAUAUACAUGAGAAAAUAUGUACACAAGGAAGAUCCUUUGAUUUUAAGGACUGUGGGCAAGUUUUAAACCAUAGUGUAUCGUGUAAUGAACAACAGAGAAUCUCCAUUGAAGAGAGUCAGUUUAAAUGUAGUAAAACCUCCCAGAGUUCAUCUCCUGCUCAAAACAUGAGAAAUCAUUCUGAGGAGAAACCCUUUGAAUGUAAUCAGUGUGGAAAAUCCUUCAGCUGGAGCUCUCAUCUCGUUGCACAUCAGAGAACUCAUACAGGGGAGAAACCUUAUGAAUGUAACGAAUGUGGGAAAUCAUUCAGCCGCAGUUCUCAUCUCGUUUCCCAUCAGAGAACUCAUACUGGAGAGAAACCUUAUAGAUGUAAUCAGUGUGGGAAAUCCUUUAGCCAGAGCUAUGUCCUUGUUGUGCAUCAAAGAACUCACACUGGAGAGAAGCCUUAUGAAUGCAAUCAGUGUGGAAAGUCAUUCAGACAGAGCUACAAACUUAUUGCCCAUCAAAGAACUCAUACGGGAGAGAAGCCCUACGAAUGUAGUCAGUGUGGAAAAUCAUUUAUUCAGAGCUAUAAACUUAUUGCCCAUCAAAGAAUUCAUACUGGAGAAAAGCCCUAUGAAUGCAAUCAAUGUGGAAAGUCUUUUAGUCAGAGUUACAAACUCGUUGCCCAUCAGAGAACUCACACAGGAGAAAAACCCUUUGAAUGUAAUCAGUGUGGAAAAUCUUUCAGCUGGAGUUCUCAACUUGUUGCACACCAAAGAACUCAUACUGGAGAGAAACCCUAUGAAUGUAAUGAGUGUGGGAAAUCUUUCAACCGCAGUUCUCACCUUGUUAUGCAUCAAAGAACUCAUACUGGAGAAAAGCCCUAUGAAUGUAAUCAGUGUGGGAAAUCCUUCAGCCAGAGUUAUGUUCUUGUUGUACAUCAGAGAACUCAUACUGGAGAAAAGCCCUAUGAGUGCAGUCAGUGUGGGAAGUCAUUCAGGCAGAGUUCAUGCCUUACUCAACAUCAGAGAACUCAUACUGGAGAGAAACCCUAUGAAUGUAAUCAGUGUGGGAAAACGUUCAGUUUGAGUGCUCGACUUAUUGUACAUCAAAGAACUCAUACUGGAGAGAAACCUUUUACAUGCACUCAGUGUGGGAAAGCUUUCAUUAAUAGUUCUAAACUUACUAGGCACCAGGCCACUCAUACUGAAGAGAAACCCUAUGAAUGUAACUAGUUUGGAAAUUUUUCAGCCAAAGUAUCUUCCUUCUUUCCUCCCUCCCUUCCGUCCUGCCCUCCUCCCUUCCUUUCUUCCUCCCUCCUACCUUUCAUUCCCUCCUUCCAUUCCUUCAGGAUUACUUGUAUUAGAAAGAAAUAGCAUGAAAAGAAUGUGUGUGGAACAGCUUUCAGUUAGCUCUUUGUUAUUGUGUAUCUGGAAAUUUCAUUCUGGAGAAGAAAGAAAAACUGUGAAUCACAUUUACUUAGCAAUUCCAUGUUCAAAAAAGAUCAAACUUGGCCCUUAUGACACAUUCCCAUGAAAGUAAUAAAUGUUGGCACUUUUCCUUGCAGAAAGCACUUCAGUCUGAAUCUGAGAGAAUUAUUAUUAAAUGGGCAAUAUGCUGUGGAGUGAUUGCCAGUGAGGUGGACCUCUUUUCCAAUAAAGAAUAAAUGAGAAUGCUAACACUGA